ACGGGUCCGCGACCGCCCACCACAGCGGCCAACCGUGUCGUCCAAUUAGACGGCGCUAAUGACACCAGCGAUGAGGACGACGACGAGGAUGACUACCGGGACAGAGACGAUGACGACCACGAAGAUAAUGACGAAGAGAUUAACGACGACGACAACGAUGGCCAGGGAGAGGAUGAGGAACCGCUGAACUCUGGCGAUGAUGUUAGCGAUGAAGACCCGACGGAACUGUUCGAGACGGACAAUGUGGUCGUUUGCCAAUACGAUAAGAUUACUCGAAGUCGAAACAAAUGGAAGUUUCACUUAAAAGACGGGAUAAUGAAUCUUCAGGGAAAGGAUUACGUGUUCCAGAAGGCUGUGGGCGACGCCGAGUGGUAGCCGUUCGCCGGUUCUCCGCCUCAUGUGUUUGCCGGCAAAGAAUGUUAUCAACGAUAGAGUCGAUGCAUGUCUUCGGAAGAGAUAUUUUCGUUAUUUAAAUAAUAAUCUAAUGAAUUGUUUUCUAAUAAUAAUGAUAAUAAGUGUAAUAAUAAUAAUGGCUUUGAUAUUAAUCGCCAAAAA
Medioppia subpectinata is the source of this 555-nucleotide messenger RNA. The record is from the annotation of a GenBank genome assembly. NCBI's taxonomy places the organism in Eukaryota, Metazoa, Arthropoda, Arachnida, Sarcoptiformes, Oppiidae.